Dovyalis caffra is the source of this 963-nucleotide messenger RNA. The record is from the annotation of a GenBank genome assembly. Lineage: Eukaryota; Viridiplantae; Streptophyta; Magnoliopsida; Malpighiales; Salicaceae.
AUGACAAGAAAGAUGGGUUCUUGUGCUUGUGGUGGUGGUGCUGCUCAUUUUAGCAGAAACAGAGUUUUGGCUCUGGUUUUUUGCUUGUGGAGUUUGGUUUCACUAUCUUGCGCUGCUAGAUUGAGCGUGUCAAGAGAGAAACUUGAGGUUCAAAAACACUUGAACCGUUUGAACAAGCCAGCUGUUAAAAGCAUUGAGAGUCCAGAUGGGGAUACAAUUGACUGUGUUCACAUGUCUCAUCAGCCAGCUUUUGAUCACCCCUACCUCAAAGACCACAAGAUUCAGAUGAGACCUAGUUACCAUCCAGAAGGGCGGGUCUUUGAUGAUAACAAGGCGUCUACAGAAUCCAAAGGCACAACAAACCCUAUUACUCAGUUGUGGCAUGUGAAUGGUAAAUGCCCUGAAGGUACUAUACCCAUUAGAAGAACGAAGAAGGAUGACGUUUUAAGAGCUAGCUCUGUGAAAAGAUAUGGCAAGAAGAAGCACAGAGCCAUCCCUCAGCCCAGGUCUGCAGAUCCUGAUCUCAUCAAUGAAAGUGGUCACCAGCAUGCAAUAGCUUAUGUGGAAGGGGAUAAGUAUUAUGGAGCGAAAGCAACCAUUAAUGUAUGGGAACCCAAAAUACAACAGGCUAAUGAAUUCAGCUUGUCUCAACUGUGGAUAUUGGGAGGUUCGUUUGGUCAAGAUCUCAACAGCAUUGAAGCUGGUUGGCAGGUUAGUCCAGAUCUGUAUGGUGAUAACAACACAAGGCUCUUCACCUACUGGACUAGUGAUGCCUAUCAAGCCACAGGUUGCUACAAUCUCCUUUGCUCAGGCUUCAUUCAAAUCAACAGUGAGAUAGCAAUGGGAGCAAGCAUCUCUCCUGUUUCUGGCUUUCGCAGUUCCCAAUACGAUAUCAGUAUACUUGUCUGGAAGGUAAAAUCCAAGGCCCUCGUAUUCACUUUCAGCUCCAAGUUGAAUAGCUAG